AGUCUGUCUGAGCAGGUGCUUCAGUCAAAGAAGUGCGACUCCAGAAACUCUCCUGUUCUCUGGUCAACGUCUCGGCAGAAAUGUCCCAAGAUUACUUUGGAUUCUCCGUCAUAAGGAGCAAUGCAAGAAGCAACAAUGCCACCGUGGCCCUGAACAAUCCAGCAGACAUCUCUGUAAUUGUGAUUUACUUUUUGGUGGUCCUGGCUGUCGGAGUAUGGGCUAUGGUUCGCACCAAUCGAGCCACUGUCGGUGGCUUCUUCCUCGCAGGGAGGAGCAUGGUGUGGUGGCCGAUUGGAGCAUCGCUGUUUGCCAGCAACAUUGGCAGUGGCCACUUUGUAGGAAUUGCUGGGACUGCCGCAGCUGCCGGAAUAGCCAUCGGUGGAUUUGAAUGGAAUGCUCUUAUUGUGGUCGUCAUUCUGGGAUGGCUCUUUGUGCCCAUCUACAUCAAAGCUGGGGUGAUCACCAUGCCUGAGUACCUGAAGAAGAGGUUUGGAGGACAGCGUAUUCGCAUCUAUCUCUCUGUGCUGUCCCUUUUCCUGUAUGUUUUCACUAAGAUCUCAGCGGACAUGUUCUCUGGCGCAAUUUUUAUCAACCAGGCUCUCGGGUUGAAUAUCUACCUUGCUGUUGUCAUGCUGCUGCUGAUUACGGCGUUGUACACCGUCACAGGUGGAUUGGCUGCUGUGAUCUACACAGACACCUUACAGACCAUCAUCAUGGUUGUUGGAUCAUUCAUCCUUAUGGGCUUUGCUUUCAAUGAGGUGGGAGGCUACAACAACUUCCAGCAGCUCUACAUGGAGGCCGUUCCUUCCAUGACGGGUAACAUCAGCGCAAGCUGCUACGAGCCGCGCGCCGACUCCUUCCAUAUUUUUAGGAACGCGAUAACAGGAGACCUGCCGUGGCCUGGCCUGGUGUUUGGACUCACCAUCCAGGCCACCUGGUACUGGUGCACCGAUCAGGUGAUUGUCCAGCGCUGUCUCUCUGCCAAGAAUUUAUCUCACGUGAAGGCAGGCUGCAUCUUAUGUGGCUACCUGAAGCUGCUGCCUAUGUUCCUCAUGGUUUUCCCUGGGAUGAUCAGCAGGAUCCUCUACCCUGAUGAGGUAGCAUGUGUGGAACCAGAAUUAUGUGAACAAUACUGUGGGGCUAGUGUGGGCUGCACCAACAUCGCUUAUCCCAAACUGGUGGUGGAUCUCAUGCCCAAUGGUCUGCGAGGUCUUAUGCUGUCUGUGAUGAUGGCCUCGCUCAUGAGCUCACUUACCUCCAUCUUCAACAGUGCCAGUACUCUGUUUACAAUGGACAUCUACACAAAGUUACGCCGCUCCGCUAGUGAAAAGGAACUCAUGAUUGCCGGCAGAGUGUUUAUCUUGGCCCUGAUUGGUGUGAGCAUAGCAUGGAUCCCCGUGGUGCAGUCUGCCCAGAGUGGUCAGCUCUUUGACUACAUCCAGUCCAUCACCAGCUACCUGACACCACCCGUUGCAGCUGUCUUCAUGCUUGCCAUCUUCUGCAAACGGGUCAAUGAGGCUGGUGCAUUUUACGGCCUCACCAUCGGACUGCUGAUCGGCCUGUCCAGGAUGAUAGCCGAGUUUGCUUAUGGGACAGGCAGCUGUGUCAAUCCCAGUGACUGUCCCACCAUCAUAUGUGGAGUCCACUACCUCUACUUCUCCAUCAUCCUGUUUGUCGUCUCCUGUAUCAUCAUCCUGGGAGUCUCUCUCAUGACCAAACCCAUCGACGACAAGCAUUUGUAUCGACUUUGCUGGAGCCUGAGGAAUCGUACGGAGCAGAGGGUGGAUCUUGAACGGGAGGACUGGGUUGAAAACAACGAUACCAACUCUUUGGAAGAAGACAAACCAGAGGAGGAGCAUGGUUUGUGCAAGAAGGCAAUGAUGUGCUUCUGUGGCCUGGAGCAGGAAAAGGCCCCCAAGCUGAGUCCAGAGGAGCAGGAAGAGAUGCAGAAGAAGCUCACAGACACCUCGGAGAAGCCUCUAUGGAGGAACAUUGUCAAUGCCAAUGGCCUCAUCCUCCUUUGUGUGGCUGUUUUCUGUCACGGUUUUUUCGCUUAAUGAAAACCGACUGACUCCACUUGCCCUCAAAUGUGGCAAUUUGUAUUUAAGUGACAGGAUUUUACCUGAAUGUGAUUCAUUACCAAAUAAGUCAGACAGCAACAGUAGCCAAAAACCUCCUAAAAUAUGAAUUUUCUUCGCCUGAAUGCUGCUCGCGGCAGUGGAAAUGUAUUUUAUGUAUAACAUCCACAGGUGUCCCUCAUAAAAUAAUAACAUGCUUUUAGUAUUAGCAGUAAUGAGUACAAAGUCUGAUCCUAAAGACCAGCCCUCCUGAUUCAAUUCAACUCUAAUACUCAUUCACAACACUGGAAAUGUUCACCGCUCAGCCACAGCAGCAAAAUCAGUUACUGGAUCUGAUGUCGAGUCUGAUCCGCGUAAAUGCUUCUCUACUGUUCCACCGACUUUCUAGUUUACAUGUAAGUGACAUGAAAGGGAUACAACCCAGGCCCAUUUUUAUAACAUUCUUUUGUGUGUUUUAUUUCAUCAUGCUUCCUUAAAUUAUGAAAAAAGAAAAAAAAUGAAAAUGCUUGUAAAUUAUCUUUAAUACAUAAUGUUUCUACGUACACGGAGAUUUAAAAUCCCUGGUGAUUACUGUAUCCGCUACCUCAUUCUACAUUCGCCUUCUCUUCUCUUUAUGUGUGCUCAAAGUCCAUGAGUGGCGUCCCUUCUUAAAUCCAUGCACCUUACCGUUUGUUGUAUUAGUUGUUAAUGAAUAAAAACAACUCAGGGAAGAGAGAUUGUGAAGCAGUUUGACUCUCUUUACUUCCCUCUGGUGGUCUCUGCCAUUCCCGCUUUUAUGUUUCUGGUUAAAUCUGCUCUCAGCAAGGUAAACAGUAUAUCAUUUAAGUGCUCAGUUAAUAAAUGCUGAAUGACAAACACA
Molecule: messenger RNA, 2937 nt
Organism: Scophthalmus maximus (turbot)
Lineage: Eukaryota; Metazoa; Chordata; Actinopteri; Pleuronectiformes; Scophthalmidae
Gene: slc5a1
Product: solute carrier family 5 member 1
Exons: 15
Coding region: 81-2057 (658 amino acids)
Biological process (GO): sodium ion transport; transmembrane transport
Cellular component (GO): plasma membrane
Molecular function (GO): D-glucose:sodium symporter activity
Source: RefSeq, a predicted model, not a curated record